Molecule: messenger RNA, 1694 nt
Organism: Ceratosolen solmsi marchali
Lineage: Eukaryota; Metazoa; Arthropoda; Insecta; Hymenoptera; Agaonidae
Gene: Arp2
Product: Actin-related protein 2
Exons: 9
Coding region: 412-1614 (400 amino acids)
Source: RefSeq, a predicted model, not a curated record
UACGAUUGUGCCAAAGUAAGUUUUAUCAGCAUAUGCGAUAUGCAGUGUAAUAAUAAUCUUUGUUGAAUUUUAGACUGUCAAUACGUCAAUGCGUUUCUGUGCUUGACAGAUCAAUGUGUAAGUGGGUUACAGUCUUAAGGUGUGAAGAAAAGCAUUUAAUUUUAUUUCAAAUACAGAGAUAUAACUAUAGAAUAACAAUCACCGCUGUCAGUUUUGAGAGUUGCGAGAGCUUGUUUUAAUCUUCAGAUCUCCCAUGUUGAAAGGUUGUAAAGAAAAUUAAGGCUAUGCCGGCGACGCCCUUCGCAAUUUAGUCAUACCGGACGUCGGAAGCAAGUCCGCUUCAAAGCAGAAAUAGUUGUAACGUCCAGGAUAAAAGUCGCUUGAUUGUAAUAAUAAAAAGAGUGGAAUACGAUGGACAACAAAGGCAGAAAAGUCAUCGUCUGCGAUAAUGGAACAGGGUUUAUCAAGUGUGGCUACGCAGGAGCCAAUUUUCCAGCACACAUAUUUCCAUCUAUAGUAGGACGACCCAUCAUCCGUGCCGCCAAUAAAAUUGGAGACAUCGAAGUCAAGCAAGAAUUUUGUGUUCGUGACCUCAUGGUUGGUGAAGAAGCUAGUAAAUUACGAUCAAUGCUAGAGAUUAGUUAUCCAAUGCAAAAUGGUAUUGUUAGGAACUGGGAAGAUAUGUGUCAUGUGUGGGAUUAUACUUUUGGACCAGAAAAGAUGAACAUUGAUCCACGAGAAUGUAAAAUAUUGUUAACAGAGCCACCGAUGAACCCAAUAACAAAUAGAGAAAAAAUGAUAGAAGUAAUGUUUGAAAAGUAUCAAUUUUCUGGAACGCAUAUUGCAAUUCAAGCUGUACUAACACUGUAUGCUCAGGGUUUGAUUAGUGGUGUCGUUGUUGAUUCUGGCGAUGGUGUAACUCAUAUAUGUCCAGUAUAUGAAGAAUAUGCUUUACCACAUCUCACUCGAAGGUUAGAUAUUGCUGGACGUGAUAUAACUAUGUACCUCAUUAAGCUGCUACUGCAACGUGGUUAUGCAUUUAAUCAUUCAGCAGACUUUGAAACUGUAAGAAUGAUAAAGGAAAAAUUAUGCUAUAUUGGAUAUGAUAUUGAAACAGAGGAAAAAUUAGCAGUUGAAACAACUGUUUUAGUAGAAUCGUAUACAUUACCAGAUGGUCGAGUAAUCAAAGUAGGAGGUGAAAGAUUUGCUGCUCCUGAAGCUCUGUUUCAGCCACAUUUGAUCAAUGUCGAAGCUCAAGGCAUUGCCGAAUUAGUAUUUAAUACAAUUCAGUCAGCUGAUAUUGAUAUGCGGAGCGAAUUAUACAAACACAUUGUACUUAGCGGUGGUAGUACUAUGUAUCCCGGCCUGCCUUCAAGACUUGAACGAGAAAUUAAGCAACUUUAUUUACAAAGAGUUUUAAAAAAUGAUACUACAAAGUUAAAUAAAUUCAAAAUUAAAAUCGAGGACUCGCCUAGAAGAAAAGACGUGGUAUUUAUUGGUGGAGCUGUGUUAGCCGAUAUAAUCAAAGAUCGAAAUAAUGUUUGGAUAAUGCGUGAAGAGUACGAAGAGAAGGGACUGAAUGUAAUGAAAAAAUUAGGAUCGCGUAAUGCCUGAGAGUAAAUGUUUUAUUUUUUCAAGAAAUGCAUUUACUAGUACUUAGGAAAAUAAACACUAAGUUAUCAGAAAGUUACAAA